Zea mays is the source of this 1894-nucleotide messenger RNA. Its product is annotated as NAC domain-containing protein 7. The transcript has 4 exons. Gene Ontology annotation, biological process: regulation of DNA-templated transcription. Bases 677 to 1705 code for a protein of 342 amino acids. Gene Ontology annotation, molecular function: DNA binding. NCBI's taxonomy places the organism in Eukaryota, Viridiplantae, Streptophyta, Magnoliopsida, Poales, Poaceae. The record is from RefSeq and is a predicted model, not a curated record.
CUAGCUUCCACUUCCAGCGGCACCGCCGCACCGGCCCUCUCUUCAGCACCAUCGAUCACCACCGCCGCCGUGUGUAAUAUAUAUAGGUGGGCCGUGGGCGCAACUCCGCGUACCACCCCGUUGCAUUUCACUCCACUCCAUCCCACGCCGCGCUCCCGGAGCCCCGGCCAGCGCGUCUCUGCCUGUCCCUCUCCCCGUCUCCCUCCCUCUCCUGCGAGAGUGCUAGACAGAGACGUGCAGACCGGCCGGGGCCCACCGGCGCCUCACGCGCGCGAGGUGAGUGACGACGAGCGAGCGAGGCCGAUCGAGGAGGAGCUGCUACUGCUAGCGCAGUCGAUCGCGCGCGGGGGCGGGAGGUCGCUGUUGGUGUCUGGUGGAGGUGGUAGCGGUUACAGCGGGGGAAAGGAACGCGGGCGGGCGGCCGGCCAAUCGGGAAAGGGCACAAGCAGAUCCAGGCGUCCCAGGAUUUCUGCGCCCAGACUUUGCCCGCAAUCCACCGGCCGGGUCCGCGUGCGCCGUCAACCCGGCAUCUGCUAGCUCCGUCUCCGUGUGUCGUCCCUCUCCCUCUCAUUCCCCGGCCCGUCCGCGGCGAUCGCUCCAGCGUGGUAUAUAAAGCGGCGGAGGCGACCUACAGAUUGGCGGUUGCGGCAGUUACUGGUGGGGAUCCACUGAAAGGAUGGACACUUUCUCUCAUGUUCCACCUGGAUUCCGUUUCCACCCCACCGACGAGGAACUCGUCGACUACUACCUGAGGAAGAAGGUGGCGUCCAACAAGAUCGACCUUGACGUCAUAAAAGACGUCGAUCUGUACAAAAUUGAGCCUUGGGAUCUCCAAGAGAAGUGCAAGAUUGGGAUGGAGGAGCAGAACGAUUGGUACUUCUUCAGCCACAAGGACAAGAAGUACCCGACGGGCACUCGCACCAACCGGGCGACCACCGCCGGCUUCUGGAAGGCGACGGGGCGCGACAAGCCCAUCUACACCAAGAGCUGCCUCGUCGGGAUGAGGAAGACGCUCGUCUUCUACAGGGGCCGCGCGCCCAACGGCCACAAGUCCGACUGGAUCAUGCACGAGUACCGCCUAGAGACCACCGAGAACGGGACCGCCCCUGAGGAAGGAUGGGUGGUGUGCAGGGUGUUCAAGAAGCGAGUGGCGACCGUGCGGAGGAUGGCCGACGGCGCGCCGUGGUUUGACAACCACGUCGCCGGCGGGUUCAUGCCGGACCUUGUUGGCUCGGUGCCGAGGCAGCUGAUGCACCACCACCCAAACGCCGUAGCGGCGGUGUACAGCGGCCAGCAGCAGCUCUACCACUGCAAGCCGGAGCUGGAGUACCAUCACCUUCUGCCCAGCCAAGACGCCUUCUUGCAGCAGCUCCCACAGUUGGAGAGCCCCAAGCCUCCUCCCGCCUACAUCGCCGCCCAGGGCAGCUGCAGCCUCCAGUCCCCCGACGAUGCUUCUGGGUACACCGCGCGGCAACUGCCGAUGACGGAAGCCGCUUACAUGGACGACUCGGUCACCGACUGGAGAGUGCUCGACAAGUUCGUCGCGUCUCAGCUCGUCAGCCACGGCGGCGAUGACACAGCGAAAGAGACCGCUUACUCCAGCCCGGCGCAGGCAUUUCAGUCUGAGAACAGGCAGCCGGAAGAAGCACUGGACUUCGCCUCUACAUCUGCCUCUGGGGACGGCGAGGCGAGCAUGUGGAAGUAGCUACUACACAACGUACAUGAAUCCAUUGGAAGCCCUAUACAAUUCAUAUAUAUAAAAUAUGCCUCCCACACCUGAUUUAUUAGUGUACAAAUAUGUAUCAUGCAAUGCGUGUCAUGGCACAUGAAAAAUCUCCAUAUGCAUAAUAAACAUGUAACCGAAGUGGUUAUAUAUAUAUAUAUUGUUAUUUGA